This is a messenger RNA of Sinocyclocheilus grahami, 598 nucleotides long. RefSeq names its product THAP domain-containing protein 4-like. The coding region runs from base 286 to 582 and encodes 98 amino acids. The transcript is spliced from 3 exons. NCBI's taxonomy places the organism in Eukaryota, Metazoa, Chordata, Actinopteri, Cypriniformes, Cyprinidae. The record is from RefSeq and is a predicted model, not a curated record.
UAAAAUCACUUGACUUUGGCAGUUUGAUACGCGCUCCGAACCACUGUUUCGAAACAAAUGAUUCGCAAAAGUUUCGAAGUUUCACGAAACAGUGCUUCGAAAGCGGCCAUAGUAGGCUAUCGAUAGAGCGCCUAACAACUACAUCUCCCAGAAUUCCUAGUGUCUAAUCAGGAAGUAGACACGCACUGCGAUGGCAAACAGAAAGUGGUUCAACUGCAGUGCGAAAUAAAUUUAGUGUCACUUAAAUUGAUAACAUUCGUGGUUACUUGAAAGUAUUCAAGCGGAAUGUCAUGCCCAUUCAAUCACUCUGCGGAGCUGAACCCCGCAGUGCUGCCGCUGGACUGGCUCCUGGGAACCUGGCAGUCCGAUGAGCCAGGAGAAGGAUCCUUCCCCUCCAUCACGGCUUUUCGUUACACAGAGACUCUUCAUUUCUCACAUGUAGGACAGCCCGUGAUUAAUUUUAUGUUUAAUGCAUUCCAUGCUGAGAGCAAAAAGCCACUUCACAGGGAGUGUGGAUUCAUCAGGAUUCAGCCAGGCACCAACAGGGUGGCCUUCAUCCUCGCACAGAACUCAGGUGUUUGAUUUGUUUUGUUUUUUU